This is a messenger RNA of Vanderwaltozyma polyspora DSM 70294, 309 nucleotides long. It is a transcript of the gene RPL9B, whose product is annotated as 60S ribosomal uL6 domain-containing protein. The record is from RefSeq and is a predicted model, not a curated record. Gene Ontology annotation, cellular component: cytosolic large ribosomal subunit; ribosome. Gene Ontology annotation, biological process: cytoplasmic translation. The transcript has a single exon. Lineage: Eukaryota; Fungi; Ascomycota; Saccharomycetes; Saccharomycetales; Saccharomycetaceae. Bases 1 to 309 code for a protein of 102 amino acids. Gene Ontology annotation, molecular function: structural constituent of ribosome; rRNA binding.
AUGAGAUACGUUUACGCGCAUUUCCCAAUCAACGUAAACACUGUUGAACAAGAUGGUAAGAGAUUCGUUGAAAUCAGAAACUUCUUGGGUGACAAGAAGGUCAGAUUAGUCCCAAUCAGAGAUGGUGUCGAUGUUGAAUUCUCUACCAAUCAAAAGGAUGAAAUCGUUUUGUCUGGUAACUCUGUCGAAGAUGUUUCCCAAAACGCUGCUGACAUCCAACAAAUCUGUCGUGUCAGAAACAAGGAUAUCCGUAAGUUCUUAGAUGGUAUCUACGUUUCCCACAAGGGUUGUAUUGUUGAAGAAUUGUAA